Molecule: messenger RNA, 2063 nt
Organism: Gracilinanus agilis (Agile Gracile Mouse Opossum)
Lineage: Eukaryota; Metazoa; Chordata; Mammalia; Didelphimorphia; Didelphidae
Gene: TPM1
Product: tropomyosin 1
Exons: 10
Coding region: 223-1203 (326 amino acids)
Biological process (GO): actin filament organization; cardiac muscle contraction
Cellular component (GO): actin filament
Molecular function (GO): actin filament binding
Source: RefSeq, a predicted model, not a curated record
UACAUAUCUGAGAGCAGCUGGCGGCUCUGCGCUCCCACUCCAGCUCGACUGCCUGUCCCAGUACAGACCUGCCUCCUCCUCCUCGUCCUCCUCCUUCAGCCCCGGCCCCCUUAGUGCUGCCGCACCUCCUCCUCCUUCGCUGCACCGCAUCUCCGGCUCAGUCCCCGGCUCCAGCUUCUUCAGUGCGCUGUCCCUGCCCCAGGCCCCCACUCCACCGCCACCAUGGAUGCCAUCAAGAAGAAGAUGCAGAUGCUGAAGCUGGACAAGGAGAAUGCCUUGGACCGGGCUGAGCAGGCGGAGGCCGAUAAGAAGGCGGCGGAGGACCGGAGCAAGCAGCUCGAGGAAGACAUUUCGGCCAAGGAGAAGCUGCUGCGCGUGGCGGAGGAUGAGCGGGACCGGGUGCUGGAGGAGCUGCAUAAGGCGGAGGACAGCCUCCUCACCGCAGAUGAAACCGCCGCCAAGCUGGAGGACGAGCUGGUCUCCCUGCAAAAGAAGCUGAAGGGCACUGAGGAUGAGCUGGACAAGUAUUCUGAGGCCCUUAAAGACGCCCAAGAGAAAUUGGAGCUGGCGGAGAAAAAGGCGACAGAUGCUGAAGCUGAUGUAGCUUCUUUGAACAGACGUAUCCAGCUGGUUGAGGAAGAGUUGGACCGUGCUCAGGAGCGCCUGGCAACUGCCCUGCAGAAAUUGGAGGAGGCUGAAAAGGCAGCAGAUGAGAGUGAGAGAGGAAUGAAGGUCAUUGAAAGCAGAGCCCAAAAGGAUGAGGAGAAAAUGGAAAUUCAGGAGAUCCAGCUUAAAGAGGCUAAGCACAUUGCUGAGGAUGCUGACCGCAAAUAUGAAGAGGUGGCCCGGAAACUGGUCAUCAUUGAGAGUGAUCUGGAGCGUGCAGAAGAGCGUGCUGAGCUCUCAGAAGGCAAAUGUGCCGAGCUUGAAGAAGAAUUGAAAACUGUGACGAACAACCUGAAGUCACUGGAGGCUCAGGCUGAAAAGUACUCACAAAAGGAAGACAAAUAUGAAGAGGAAAUCAAGGUCCUUUCUGACAAACUGAAAGAGGCUGAGACUCGGGCUGAAUUUGCUGAGAGGUCAGUAACCAAAUUGGAAAAGAGCAUUGAUGACUUAGAAGAGAAAGUGGCACAUGCCAAAGAAGAAAACCUUAGUAUGCAUCAGAUGCUGGAUCAGACUUUACUGGAGUUAAACAACAUGUGAAAACUUCCUUAGCGGCGACCACAUUCUUACCUUUUUUUUUUUUUUUAUCAACACCUGCUUGCCAUGAAACCCCUUUCAUUUGUUCAUUUUUGGUUUUUUUGUUUUUGUUUUUUAAUUUUGUUUUACCACUGUCACGGGAACAUCUGCAAAAUACCGGCCAGGCAUUAGGGGAAUACUAGACAAGGGCAAGCUAUAUACAAGUCAGGGUGAUGAUGGUUUAAAUGUGCCAUUUCCCAGGAUAAUGUUGCCUACACUUUGUAGAGAGUUUAGCAACACAGUAUGUGCAGUCCAGGAAUCCUCACUAAAGCAGAAAGAUUUCCACUUCAAGUGCCAACUCUAGAUUUAACAAGAUUGACAUUGGAAACACAAUCAGGUGUGGACUGGUGCUACUUUGAGCAAAAGGUACUUCUGUGGUCUUUUGUUUGAUAUUAGACAAUUUCCAAUUCUGCCCAGCACAGUAAUUUAUUUUGUCGGAGUUUUAUUGAGAUGAGAAUUUGGACUUUCUAUGCCUGAAUUCGAUUAAAAACAUCAACAAAAGAUUUGUAAGCCACACUGCUAUUUUUAAAACUUGUCUUUUUCUAACUUGUACACUUGCAGCUCAUUACAAAUUGUAGGGCAGCAUUUCAAAAUGAAUUUCUACUCUUUUUUUUUCCAGUUUUUCAUGUUAAAAUGAAAGAUUAAUUUAGGCACUACAUAAAAUUGGUAGAGAAAAAUGUUUCUUAUUUGUGUUGGGGGGAUUAAAAAUCGGUAUUUGCUUCACUUUAUUUUACACACUCUUGAGCAGUUUUUAAAAGUUAUAACUAUGUAAACAUUGUAUAAUGAUAUGGAAUAAAAAUGCACAUUUUAGGACAUUUUCUAAA